AUGGGGGGAUCACGUUCACAGGAGUCGAUGGUGAAUGCAGCAGUAGCAAUAGACAAGGACAAGAACAGCCAAUUUGCUGUGAAAUGGGCAAUUGACAACCUUAAUAUCUGUGGUUUCAUCACCAUCGUUCAUGUUAAAACUCAGCUCAAUUUGUCACCCAAAGAAGCUGUUCCCAAAGAAGGACGUGCACCAACCCAAGAAGAAUUGAAGCAAUUCUUUCUUCCGUAUCGUGGAUAUUGUGCUCGGAAAGGGGUUCGAGUGAAUGAGGUGGUUCUUAAUGACGGUGAUGUUGCAAGUGCAUUAGCUGAAUAUGUUAUCGACAAUUCCAUUGCCGCAAUUGUGCUUGGUUCUUCAUCUAGAAGUGCACUAACUAGGGCAUUUAAGAACCAGGAUAUUCAAGCUAGCCUGGUGAAAUCCAUCCCAGAUUUUUGUUCGGUUUACGCUGUAUCCAAGGUGAAAUCUCAACUCUUGAAAAGCGCCAAAAGAUCUCCCAACCCUAACAGCUUUGCUGGCUCCAGACACCCCAAUUCUCAAACAGGAUCUUUGCCUGGAACCCCACUUUCUGAGCAAUUUUACAGCCAGGGGAGUUGGAGAAGUUCAGAUUCGGAUGAUGGAGCAUAUUCGGCUAAAAGUAGCGACUUCAUGCCGGGGAAUUCGAGGAAUAGCCCAAGCAACAGCAAGUUUUCUUCUCCACAACAUUCAGGAUAUAAUUAUAAUGCCAUUCCAAGGGAUAUGCAAUCCAGCAACAGGAACACAUCGCCCCGGCAUCCUUUAUUCGGUGGCAGCAGUCCUGAUAAGCAAUCCAACAACAGCAUGAGUACGUCGCCCUUCAAUCCAAUGUACAGUGGCAAUGGCAUGAACAGAAGCAAGAUUCCACCGUCCCCUGUUCAUCGACAGACUCAAGGAAGUCCAUCCGAUUCUGUUUCCAGCUCCAGCGAUCGCUCAGGGCCAAUGAGUUUCCAAUCGUCUAGCAUGUCCUUUGAGCAACUUGACCAGCCGCGUUCAUCAGAUGCUUCAAGGAGCUCCUACAUCUUGCCAAAUCAGGGAGAGUUGGAGGAAGAAAUGAGGAGAUUGAGACAAGAACUGGAGCGUACCAUGGAAAUGUACAAUUCAGCCUGUAGAGAAGCAUUAGCAGCCAAAGAUAAGGCUAAUGAAGUUGAUAUAUGGAAGUCGAAUGAAGCACGUAAAAUUGAAGAAGGCAGAGCUGCUCAGGAGGCUGCAGUGGUUUUGAUGGAGAUGGAGAAGACUAAGUGCAAAGCGGCUAUUGAAGCCGCACAAAUGGCUCAGUGCCUAGCAGAAUUGGAGAGUCAAAAAAGAAAGCAAGCAGAAAUGAGAUUGCUGCAGGAGUCAGAAGAGAAGAAGAAAGCCAUGGAUGCAUUGGCGCGCUGCGACGCUCGGUACAGAAGGUACACCAUAGAAGAAAUUGAACAAGCAACAGAUCAUUUCUCCACUUCAGAGAAGAUUGGUGAAGGAGGGUAUGGCCCUGUUUAUAAAGCCCAUCUUGAUCACACGGCUGUUGCUAUCAAGGUGUUGAGGCCAGACAUUUCUCAGGGACAGCAGCAAUUUCAAAGAGAGAUUGAGGUGCUAAGUCGCAUGAGACAUCCAAACAUGGUUCUGUUAUUGGGUGCCUGUCCCGAGUACGGGUGCCUUGUUUAUGAAUACAUGGAAAAUGGAAGCUUGGAAGAUAGGCUUUUCUGCAGGAAUGGCAGCAGCCCUAUACCCUGGAGAGUUAGGUUUAGAAUAGCAGCUGAGAUCGCAACAGCCCUUCUCUUCCUUCACCAAACAAGACCAGAGCCUCUUGUUCAUCGUGACCUCAAACCUGCCAACAUUCUCCUAGACAAGAACUACGUGAGCAAGAUUGGCGACGUCGGCUUGUCAAGACUAGUUCCGUCAUCAGUGGCUGACAGUGUUACUCAGUAUCAUAUGACUGCAGCAGCUGGAACAUUUUGCUACAUCGAUCCAGAGUAUCAACAAUCUGGCAUGCUUGGGACCAAAUCUGACAUAUACUCAUUUGGUGUGGUGUUGCUACAGCUCAUUACAGCAAAGCCUGCAAUGGGUCUGACAUAUCAAGUUGAAGAAGCAAUUGAGCAAGGCACAUUUUCAAGUACACUGGAUCCAAGGGUAGCUGAUUGGCCAGUAGAGGAGGCUUUGUCAUUGGCCAAGUUAGCUCUGCAAUGUUGUGAACUUCGGAAGAAAGAUAGGCCAGACCUCGGAACAGUCGUUUUACCAGUACUUGAACGACUACGAGAUCUUGGAUAUGAUGCUGAAGCAACAGGUGAUGGUGUGAACGCCAAUCUUCAAAACCAAAAUUCUCAGGAAAGCUUGCCUUUCAGUAUGGUCAGUAAGCCACCUUCCCCAAAACAAAAAAAUCAGAAAACUGAUAGAAUAAAAGCAACCAUAGUGGCAAACAAUAUAAGCAAAUCCCGUCAUAGAUAACAAUCUUCUUCGUAAAUUACAUGUGCUGAUACUAUGACUUUUUGUUAUGUUUAACCAGGGAGCAAGCAGCAGUAAUUCUGGAUCUAAAAUGGAUUAUCUAUGCUCAUAAAACUUCACAGAGUGGCAGCAGUUCCCUUGAAGAAGAACGUUCUCAAUCAAGUCUGGACGAUGGACCAAGAAACCAGAUUGCCUCCUAGUUUUUUUUUUAUUUUGUUCAUUUAUACCAGACAUGGUCCCUUGGGAUUCCUAGAGCCCAAUAUUGCGCAUGCCCAGCACUGUAAAUUAAGCCUGAAGUUGUGGCUAUAUUCAUUGUGAUGCUGUAGGCCAGAAGUUUAAACUCAGUUUUAUGAGGAUAUGACUCAAAACCUAUAUCUUGCAAAGCCAACACAUUGAAAUUUCUUUUUAGACAAAACUCAAUGAAUAUCCAUGCUUUCGAAUUCCAGUUCAAGUUUACUUCAACUCGUAAUGACUAUAUCUUGUAAAGGCAAAAUUACAGUUAAUCACAGUUUGAUGAGGUUCCCAAUUUACAAAAGAAUACAUCCUGCCCGCACAAUAAAAGAUCCUUGAAGGAUACUUUUUUUUGAGGUCGCACCUAAUGGUGCUUUGGAGGUACCUAGGCUAUUACAACGAGGGUAGAUGACUGAUUUCCUAGGUUCCAACACCUAGUAUAAACAAGCAUGCUCCUUUUCGAAGGCAAGGCAUUAUACAAAUUUCACAGAAAGAUUAAAUGAACAAAUACCGGUCAUUGAGGUGCCUGAUUUGAUGAACCAGGACAAAGUUCGCACAGGCUUGACACAAGUAGCAAAGAAGAUUGGCAAUCAGACAUGGUUGAAAACAGCACGUACCCAAUGCCUAAUAAAAAUAAAAAGCAGAAGCUCUCAAGAUAACAAACAGAUGGAAGUGGACAGAAUACAAUAAAGUACUCCCUCUGUCCCAAAAUUAUUGUCCAGUUUGAGAUUUCACUUUUAAUACAUUUAGAGCUAAAAAUGAAAACUCAAACUGGACAAUAAUUAUGGCACGGAGGGAGUACUUUCAAUCUUAAUGAAAAAGACUUAACAAGAGAGAUACAUGGGAAGAUUAACUUGUAAGCUUGAAGUGCAAAAUUUGAGGCAUCUAAACUACAAGCUAAAAUGCCAAGCAGAUGUUUGAGUGUGUUACAGGAACAAGGAAGUUCCAAUAAACAAAGGAUUCAUUUUCAAGGAAAUUAUAGAAUGGAGUAGAAAAACUUUGAAAUCAACAGUCCAAUGGCAAAUAGGAGAAACUAACAAUUGCACAGGCCAACCUUGACAUGGUAACAUUUUUGGAACGAUUCUCGAUUUGCCUGCAGUAUGUAUUUAUAUCUACAAUCUUGAAACCAGCUCCUACAAACAACGAGGUCAAGAAAUCCUCUGAAAAGUAAAAUGAGCACUGAGGAGAUGUUAGUACAGAAUAAUUAGGGAACACUAAAGACAAUUACAAACAAUAAGGGCAAUUAUACAUCCAAGUUGUACACAAUACUUACAGUACCAUCUCCUCUGAAGCAGAAGUUUUCAUCAAUUAUUUGAUUUCUCCUCUGUAACUUCACCUGA
Messenger RNA from Oldenlandia corymbosa var. corymbosa, 4004 nucleotides. The record is from the annotation of a GenBank genome assembly. Lineage: Eukaryota; Viridiplantae; Streptophyta; Magnoliopsida; Gentianales; Rubiaceae.